Suillus fuscotomentosus is the source of this 870-nucleotide messenger RNA. RefSeq lists its product as uncharacterized. The transcript is spliced from 2 exons. The record is from RefSeq and is a predicted model, not a curated record. Lineage: Eukaryota; Fungi; Basidiomycota; Agaricomycetes; Boletales; Suillaceae. Bases 1 to 870 code for a protein of 289 amino acids.
AUGGCACCACAACUAACCAUCAUUCCUGGAAUUGGGUUGUGGCACGUUCAUGGCCAUGAGGACAGCUGCUAUGUCCGAUAUGCUUCUAACUUUAUUGAAGGCAUUGGUCAGAUCGAUGGAGAGAUAAUGGAGAUGCUAUGGGCAUGGCUCAAUAUGAUCUCCCCUGCUGCUCAGGAAAUGUCAUCUCCCCACCGAAAGGAAUGCCUUGAUUAUCAGAUGAAUGACUCCAAUUUCUGCAAGAUGAUUCGCAUGAAAAGGACUCUAUGCCGGAAAUACAAACUGGCUAGGAAUGGCAUCUUGGAAAGUGGAAAGGCAUUCAACAGACUCAAUGAAGCAGCACCCUCACAUUUGAAGACAGAAUGGUUAGCCAGGGAGAGGAUAGCUCAGUCAAGCAGAUUGAAUGAUCCUUCAGCCAUGGAUGAAUAUGAGAUCAAUAUCAAAAAGGCACCUAGCAAAAAGGAGAUCAAGCUUAGAUUGUUAGAGGAGGGUAACGCCCGCAAUGCAGCACCCUCUCGCAGAUCUGUGGCAACAUGGAUAUCAACAGGGUUAGUAAUUGAAGAAGCUCAGAUUGCAUUGCUCAUCGAGGUCCGAAGGAUCGGAAGAAGAUCCACUGAGACACAGAGAUUAGACAUCGCCCGUCAAUGGGAUCGGCUCCAAGGCCAGAUAGAUGGAUUUGCUCGGUCUGCUCUAACACAUCUCAGGGAGGGAUUUAAUGCAGAUUAUGAACCUGAGGACUUGGAUGUAGACAUUCUAGAUGAUCUCGAUGAUGACCUGGCAGAUUUCACAGAGACAUCUCAUACAUGGACAAACUCUCCCGAGCUCACUGUAAUCCCAUUGCCAUUGAACCUGGAGGUUGAUAGAUGCAGAUGA